AAAGGAACCGAAUCUCAACAUCUAAACAUAAGAGUUCAAAAGUAUAAGUUUUCGUAACUUUCACAGUUGGUGUUCGAUGUUAAAACCUGGGGAAUUUAAGAAUUGGUACAAUUUCUAUGCAUUGGACUUCGGUUUUUAUUAUGCUGCUAUGAAUGCAGUUACUGAAUGCGGCGGCCUGUUAAUUUUAUUGUGCAUUUGUUCGCGAGUUAAGGUUACUGCAGAGUUGUAAUGGGAAGUAAGACAGUGAUGCAAUCAAGACAGUCAGUGUGGACAUUUUAAUCAAUUUAUCAGUUACUGUCUUCGUUUACUGUGAGUAUUUUCAAAAUUUACUGGCAUUAUGAUAUCCGUGAAACGUUUGCUAAGGCGUCGAAUGAUUCUUUUGGGCUUCUAUUUUCUGUUUGGCUUUACAAAAUUUGCUUCACAUUAUUUCCUUGCACAUGAAUCCAGCUUUAUUCAUUCUAGUAAACAUACUGCAUUCAACAACAAAGCGUCCGAUCCAUCUGUUGAUCAAAUUAGCUUUGUGGACAGGAAGUUAAUGGAAUUCGAGUUAUUCGUCCACAUCCUUCGUUGAAUUGUACACCUCUUGCCAUCGAAAACUUUCCGAGAGACAUUUUUACACAAUCUCAACGGCAAUAUGGGGCUGUUAUAAUUCACCUUAUUGUUUCAAUAUAUAUGUUUGUUGGUCUAGCAAUACUGUGUGAUGAAUACUUCAUACCUUGUCUGGAAAGGAUUUGUGAAGUUCUACAUCUCCAACCUGAUGUUGCUGGGGCGACAUUUAUGGCUGCUGGUAGUUCUGCUCCUGAAUUGGCAACUACACUGGUGGGAGUAUUUAUUGCAAAGGAUGAUAUUGGUCUAGGAGCGGUUGUUGGCUCUGCUGAUUUCAAUAUUAUGCUGGUUAUCAGUGUCAGUGCAUUGUUUGCAAAGCAGGUGAUUUAUCUUAAUUGGUGGCCAUUAGUGCGUGAUUCAGCUGUUUACUUGUUAUCCAUUAUCCUCUUAGCAUUGGUAAUCUAUGAUGAAUUGAUUUAUUGGUAUGAAUCUGCAAUACUUAUCUUUGUCUAUGGUUUAUAUGUUCUAUUAAUGUAUUAUAAUCCACGUAUUGAUACAUUUUGGCGUAUAUGGUGUCGUGAACAUCCAACAUUUUGUCCACGUGCUAUGCAUACUGAUCAAGAGGAACAUGAUAUAAUACAACAACAUACUGGUGCAUUUGGACAUUCAAUUAUUGAAGAUAAAUCUUUAUUACCUUCAAGAGUUAUAAUUGAUGAUCAACAAGAGAUAAUUGUUAAAAGUAUUGGUACAAGUUAUAAACGAUUUGAAAGUGAAGAAGAUCCUUAUAUUCUAGAGAAGACAGCUUAUAUAACUGAGAAUAUUGAUGUCCAUGAUAUAACCGAUCAACAUCAUGAACAUUGUGAUGAUGGUAUACAAACAAAAAUAUGUUCAGGUGAUUCAAUUGAAUCUUGGUUUGAUACUUGUUUUGCACCACUUAAAUUACCUAGCCAUGAAGGUGUACGCGGUAAAAUUCGUUAUGCAUUCUAUAUCUUUAUAUGGCCAUUACGUUGUGCUUUAUGCAUAAGUAUACCAGAUGUACGUAAAACAAGAUGGAAACAGAUUCCAGCUUCACAUUGGUUAUCCUUCUUUAUGUCAUGUUUAUGGAUUGGUAUCUUCACUGUGGUUAUGAUGUGGAUGAUUACUGUUGUCGGUGUUACUCUUCAUAUACCGGAUACAAUAAUGGGCUUGACGUUUAUUGCAGCUGGUUCCUCUGUACCUGAUGCUAUCGCUUCAGUGCUUGUUGUUCGUGAAGGCGAAGGUGAUAUGGCUGUGUCAAAUGCUGUUGGAAGUAAUGUAUUCGACAUAUUGAUCUGUAUGGGAUUACCAUGGUUAAUGAAGUCAAUCUUUUCUCAAACACCUGUUGUCAUCUACUCAAGAGGAUUACUUUAUUCAACAUUGACAUUGUUCACAACAGUCAUCUAUUUAUUGGUAGCAACACAUAUCAAUCGUUGGCGACUAACUAAGCCGUAUGGAUAUGCACUAUUAAUCGGUUAUAUUAUUGUUCUCCUCUUCUGUAGUCUAUAUGAAUUAAAUUAUUUUGGCACAGUUCAUUUACCAUCAUGCCCAUUGAUUGAAUAAAAAAAGGCAAUACACACUUAAUGAUAUCAUUCUCAUAUCUGACUCAUUAGAAUUUUACUCCGAAUUUCCUCACUUUAUGCGAUUUGCAAAAAACAUACAGGUAGGUUAAAGGUUAUUAAUCACUUACUUUAUUUAUCAUAUACGACAUUGAAGUAUGAUAAUAUAAUGACAUAUUUCCGUUCAAUACUACUGUUCUCCUCUUAUUCAUUGCGGAAAAGAUUAUCUUUACUAAUAUUAUUGUUAUCCAUUGGUUUUUAGUGUUCGCUCCAUUCCCCCCCGCCCCCCUCCCCCCAUUCUACUUACACGCUCACACACACACACAUCAGUUAUCGGUUGUAUGAAGAGUAUUAUUGGGGUGCAUUUCCAUGUCUAAUCCUUUAUCCAAUCAGAUGUGUUAUUUCAUUUCUCUGUACUCCUCCACUCUUAAGUAUACUUUAUAACGAUAAUAUGCCUACACUUAAAUUUUAUUUCUCAUAGCAUUUUCGUACUGUUUAUGCUCAUCAUCAUCAUCAUCAUCAUCAAUAUUUCAAUUCAACAAGUAAAUAAAUAAUCAUUAUGUAUUAUUAAUUGAUAUGUGU
Messenger RNA from Heterobilharzia americana, 2702 nucleotides. Lineage: Eukaryota; Metazoa; Platyhelminthes; Trematoda; Strigeidida; Schistosomatidae. The record is from the annotation of a GenBank genome assembly.